This is a messenger RNA of Anolis sagrei ordinatus, 2948 nucleotides long. The record is from RefSeq and is a predicted model, not a curated record. Lineage: Eukaryota; Metazoa; Chordata; Lepidosauria; Squamata; Anolidae.
UCCGCUUUCGGCCGGAAACAGGAAGUGAGUUCUUCCCCCACGCGUGGAAGGCUCAACGUGAGCGGCGAUGGCGAAGGAGGGCGGAGGAGGGCACCGAGCGGGGCUGUUGAAGCAGCAGAACAAGCCGCACAAGGGAGGGAAGCACCGCGGGAACAACGCCCAGAGGCAGGCCGGCCGCAUCCCUGUCAAGACCUUUAGCCAGCAGCAAUGUCGCACAUUGGCCAAGCUGGACCGCAAGAACCGGGCCUGGCAGCUCCGCCAGCAGCGAAAAGAGGCCGUGCUAGAAGAGAAGCGGAACUUGGGCCGCAAGGAUGGGCCGCCACACCUGGUGGUCGUGGUGCCGCUGCAUGCCAACGUUGUUGCCCAGAGCGCCUUGGAUUUGUUCCAGAGUGAUGGAGAUUCUGUCGUGUGCCGUACCGAGGGGGGCCCACCAGGCUUCGCUUUGCUCUGCCCCCGAUUCAAGCUGCGGUGGCGUUUUGUGGUGGCCAAUACAGGGAACCUUCAUACUGUGCUGGACCUUGCCAAGGUUGCCGAUACGCUCCUUUUCCUGCUGGAUCCCAUGGAGGGCUGGGACGCCGCUGGGGAUCAUUGCCUCUCCUGCAUCUUUGCCCAGGGCCUCCCUAGUUAUGGCCUCGCCAUCCAGGGCCUGGCUGGGCAGCCGCCGAAGAAGCAAAGCGAGUGCCGGAAGAAGUUGAGCAAAGCUAUGGAAAAGCGCUUCCCUGGAGCCAGGCUCUUUGCCCUCGACACAGAGCAGGAGUCGGCCUUGCUCCUCCAGCACCUUGCCGGGCAGAAGCAGCGACACCUGGCAUUCAGAGACCGGCGUCCACACCUGAUGGCGGAGGUGACCCAGUUUGUUCCCAACCCAGAGAGCCCCUCGGUGGGCACCCUGAAAGUGUCCGGGUACCUGCGAGGCCGGCGCCUGAACGUGAACGCUGUGGUGCAUAUCGCAGGACAUGGGGACUUCCUGAUGAGCCAGAUGGACGCCCCUCCAGAGCCCUUUGCCCUCAACCCUCGAGUCACCAAAGGGCCACCAAGGAGCAUGAAAGACCAGGAUGAGUUGGCGGAUGGAGCAGCUGAGAUGGAGGAGGAGGUGAAGGUGCUGAGCAAAGCUGACCUGAGCAAACAGGAGCCACUCCAGUCGGAAGCGGUCCCGGACCCCAUGGAGGGCGAGCAGACCUGGCCCACGGAGGAGGAGCUGAAGGAGGCUCAAGAUUCACUUCAACGGGGCAAGAAGAUAUCCAGGAAGGUACCGAAAGGCACAUCGGCCUACCAGGCUGCCUGGAUCCUAGAUGACGAGGAAUGGCAGAAUGGCAGUGAGGAGGAAGAGGAGGAGGAAGAGGAUGAUGACGAUUUAAUGGAAGAGGCUUUCUCCCAGGAUGGGAGCAGCGAGGAGGAGGAAGGUAGUGAGGAAGAAGAAUGUGAAACCAUGACACUUCCGGAGGCUGAGGAGGAAGAGGAGAAGAUGGAGGAAGAGGAGGCGAUGCUGGAGAAGUACCGGCAGGAGCGGCAGCAGGAGAUGUUCCCCGAUGAGGUGGACACUCCUCGGGACGUGGCGGCACGUAUCCGAUUCCAAAAGUACAGAGGGCUGAAGAGCUUCCGGACCUCGCCGUGGGACCCCAAAGAGAACCUUCCCAUGGACUACGCCCGGAUCUUCCAAUUCAGAGACUUCUCUCGAUCCAGGAAACACGUCUUCCGGCAGAUGGAGAAAGAGGAAGGCGAAGGAGCCGAGGUCGGGUGGUAUGUCACUCUCCACAUUUGCAACGUGCCCCUCGCUGUCAUGGAGAACUUCCAACAAGGGAGUCCCUUAGUGCUCUUUGCGUUGCUUCCCUAUGAGCAGAAGAUGUCUGUGUUGAACCUCUUAGUGAGGCGUCAUCCUGGCUACAGCGAACCCAUCCGCUCGAAGGAGGAAGUGAUCAUCCACUGUGGGUUCCGGCGCUUCCGAGCUUCGCCGCUCUACUCGCAGCACAGCACAGGAGACAAACACAAGCUGGAGCAGUUCCUUCCCUCUGAUGCCGCCAUAGUGGCCACCAUCUAUGGACCCAUCACUUUUCCUCCAGCUUCUGUGUUGCUGUUCAGACAAGAGAAGGAAGGGGCCCACAGCCUCCUGGCCAUCGGCUCCCUGCUCAGCGUUGACCCCGACCGGCUGGUCAUCAAGCGGAUCGUCCUCAGUGGCCACCCGUUCAAGAUCCACCGCAAAAUGGCCGUCGUGCGCUACAUGUUCUUCAACAGAGAGGACGUGACAUGGUUCAAGCCGGUGGAGCUGCGCACCAAGUGGGGGAGGCGGGGGCACAUCAAGGAGCCUCUGGGGACCCACGGCCACAUGAAAUGCCAGUUUGAUGGACAGCUGAAGUCCCAGGACACUGUCCUCAUGACCCUCUACAAGCGGGUCUUCCCCAAAUGGACCUACGACCCUUUUGUGCCAGAGCCGUGCCAAAGAAACGCAAGCUCCUCGCCUUGCAAAGAGGAGGAAGACAUGGCCUGAGACUUGCCAAGAGCCUUUCUCUCUCGCACGCUGGGCUUGGCUUCUUUGCCGCAAAAAAAUCCUUUCCAAGAGAUGCCCUUGCCUUUAUUUAUUGGUGAUCCCAACUCCCAAGGAGAAGUUCAUCCCAGUAGGGGCUGGUUGCUAUGAAAGGAAGGCACCUCCGCAUCACCGUGGCAUCUUGGAUGUGAAGCAACCUGGGUUUGGAUUAAAAGGAGCGGUGUAUCUCCACUUAAUGAAAUCCUGAACUCCAUCCUUUUCUGGCUUUACAGUGCCUUAAGUCAAUAAAUGUGGGUUUAUUUCAUCUACUCGGGCUCUAUUUACGAGGUUCAGGGCGAUGGUGACCCUCCUGUUUUAUCCAAGGCAAGGGGUGCCCUUAAACAUUUUUGUUUUUGCACCUUUCGAUCCGUUCACACUCUGGAUCUUACCAAAUGGUCCUGGAAGGUUCAUUAAAGAGUAUGCAGGAGAA